GCUGUCUCCGAGUGGUCUCGCGCUUCACGCUGCUGCCGCCGCCGCUCAGCAGAUCAGACGCACGGUCGCGAAUGACCGUAAAGCACGCCAAGCCGCUGCUGUAUCUGUGGACAUUUGCUUCCUCGGAGCCCGUUUGACUCUGGAGUAUCCAAGCGGGAUUGUUAGUCUGUGUAAGAGAGACACAGAGAGAGCAGUGAAGGAGGAGGAGGAGGCCACUCCUUUGAUAAACUGUGCAAACGCACAAAAAGCUCGCUCAUACAGCUGCUGCUGGCUUCUGUUUACAUUCAGCAGAUGUGUUCGGACUCAUAAAUCACUCGAGCGCUGUGUUUGGAUCAUCUGCGUUCACGAUUAUUCCCGUGUCGUGAUCUUCAAAGAGGAAACAAUGUAACCUGGAAACACGAAUGCAGACUUCCUUGGUUACGUGGAUCUCAGUGCCAUGGCAGUAACGCAGUGGGCCCUUCAGACAGCCAGACCUCAUAAACACCUGUCAAGAACGAACGCUGGGAUCCGGCUUUUGUUCUAAAAGCUGAAUCAAACGGAAGCAAGGAAAUCCAGUCUUGCUAGAGUUGAGAAGAUCCUACAGCAGCAGUGAGCCGGGCCGGAGUGAGGUGAAAGCACAGGCACAUCGCAGCCAUGCUGGAGGAGGACAUGGAAGUGGCCAUCAAGGUGGUGGUGGUGGGGAACGGAGCAGUCGGGAAGUCCAGUAUGAUCCAGCGAUACUGCAAGGGCAUCUUCACGAAGGACUACAAAAAGACCAUCGGGGUUGACUUUCUGGAAAGACAGAUCAUAGUUAACGGUGAGGACGUCAGGCUGAUGUUGUGGGACACAGCAGGACAGGAGGAGUUUGAUGCCAUCACCAAGGCCUAUUAUAGAGGAGCUCAGGCCUGUGUGCUGGUCUUCUCCACCACCGACAGAGAAUCCUUUGAGGCCAUCAGCAGCUGGAGGGAGAAAGUGGAGAUGGAGGUCGGGGACAUUCCCACCGUCCUGGUGCAGAACAAAAUCGAUUUGCUGGACGACACGGUUAUCAAAAAUGAGGAGGCUGAAGGUCUCGCUAAGAGGCUGAAGUUGAGAUUCUAUCGGACAUCAGUAAAAGAAGAUCUGAACGUCAAUGAGGUUUUUAAGUAUCUAGCUGACAAAUAUCUGCAACGACUCAAGCUACAGUCAGCAGAGGAGACCGAGGUUGUUCACAUGUCCAGCAAUAAAAUAGGCGUUUUCAACACUACAGCCCACCAGACCGCCGGCGAUCUGAACGGCCGUGAGAUCAUAAACCUGCGCCCAAACAAGCAGAGGACCAAGAAAACAAAAAACCCCUUCGGUAGCUGCAGACUGCUGUAGAAUGGCUUUGAUUCACUGCAUGCCUUGCUGGGAAUUGAUGAGCUUCAUUAGCACUAAUUAGAGUUCAAGGAAGGUCCCGCGUCCACUCUGAACGCGUGUAAUCCAGAGCAGAUCCGUCAUAAUGUGUGUGUGUGUGUGUGUGUGUGUCUGUGUGUGUGUCU
Molecule: messenger RNA, 1496 nt
Organism: Sinocyclocheilus anshuiensis
Lineage: Eukaryota; Metazoa; Chordata; Actinopteri; Cypriniformes; Cyprinidae
Product: ras-related protein Rab-23-like
Exons: 8
Coding region: 634-1335 (233 amino acids)
Molecular function (GO): GTPase activity; GTP binding
Source: RefSeq, a predicted model, not a curated record